Messenger RNA from Nicotiana tabacum (common tobacco), 2144 nucleotides. Its product is annotated as chaperone protein dnaJ 15. Lineage: Eukaryota; Viridiplantae; Streptophyta; Magnoliopsida; Solanales; Solanaceae. The record is from RefSeq and is a predicted model, not a curated record.
CAAUUCAAAUCAGAACUCCGUCUUUUCUCUCUCUCUCUCUCUCUCUCUCUCUCUCUCUCCCUCUCACACACAGGCACACACAUCUUUUGCAUCCUGUAAAUUUCCCAAAAGCCCUCUUUUCCAAUAUUAUUUAUCAAGUUAAAAUCCUUCUGUUAGAUCUCUUAUAGCUAUUCCCAUUAUUUUUUUCAAUUUUUAUUGAACACAUAGCAUUAAUCCCAAGGAAAUGAAAAGACGAUUCAAUUCUUUGAAUUCCGGGAAAAAUCUUCAUAAUUCCCCUCAAUUGCCUCUCAAAUUUUGAUAGUUUUGCGACUUCCCAAAAAAAAGAAAGAUUUUUAUGGUUUUGUGUGUAUAAGUUUUCUCUGCCUGUGUAUUUGCAGACAAGAAAGCUAUUUGAAUGAUACACAAUUGAAAUCAGAUAGUGAUUUGGGUUUUUCUUAAGAGGAAGAAAUAGAGAUUAGAAGGGAGUAAUGUCUGGUUCAAAAAUGGAGGGGUCAUCGGCUCCGGCGAUAAGGCGAGACCCAUAUGAGGUAUUGUCUGUGACAAGGGAUUCAUCUGAUCAGGAGAUUAAAAGUGCUUACAGAAAACUUGCUCUCAAGUAUCAUCCGGACAAGAAUGCUAACAAUCCUGAAGCUUCAGAAUUAUUCAAGGAGGUAGCAUACUCAUACAGUGUUCUAUCUGAUCCAGAAAAAAGGAGGCAAUAUGAUAUGGCAGGUUUUGAGGCUCUUGAUGCUGAAGGAACGGAUAUGGAAAUCGAUUUGUCCAAUCUUGGAACUGUCAACACAAUGUUUGCAGCAUUGUUUAGCAAGUUGGGUGUUCCCAUCAAAACGACUGUCUCUGCUAAUGUUCUUGAAGAAGCUUUGAAUGGAACUGUCACAAUUCGCCCUCUUCCAAUUGGGACAUCACUUAGCGGAAAGGUUGAAAAGCAAAGUGCCCAUUUUUUUGGUGUAACGAUUAGCAGUGAACAAGCGGAGGCAGGGCUUGUAGUUAGAGUUACUUCAGCAGCUCAAAGCAAAUUUAAGCUGCUCUAUUUUGAACAAGAUGCAAAUGGUGGUUAUGGCCUGGCUUUGCAGGAAGAUAGUGAGAAAACGGGUAAGGUGACGUCAGCAGGAAUGUAUUUCUUGCACUUUCAGGUGUAUAGAAUGGAUUCAACUGUAAAUGCGUUAGCGAUGGCUAAGGACCCUGAAGCUGCUUUCUUUAAGAAGCUGGAGGGACUUCAACCUUGUGAGGUCUCAGAACUUAAAGCUGGCACUCACAUAUUCGCUGUUUAUGGAGAUAAUUUCUUCAAGCCUGCUACUUAUACAAUUGAGGCUCUCUGUGCCAAGUCAUAUGAGGAUACUACUCUUAAGCUCAAGGAUAUUGAGGCUCAGAUUUUGAGGAAAAGAAAUGAGCUUCGGCAGUUUGAAGUAGAAUAUAGAAAGGCACUGGCACAUUUCCAGGAAGUGACCAACAGAUACAGCCAAGAGAAGCAGUCUGUCGAUGAGAUGCUGAAACAAAGAGACAGCAUCCACUCUUCGUUCACAGUUGCAAGGUCCAUUGCUAAUUUAAAUGGCAGUGGGAGUGGGCAUUUCAGUAACGGAAGUAGCAGUAAGGUCCUUGAUGAAGAUUAUAAAGCGGAUAGUCCAGGAGAAGAUGGCAGUUCAGAUUCCAAGGACAAAUCAUCAAAGAAAAGAUGGUUCACCCUUAACCUCAAAGGAUCUGAUAAAAAGAACUGAAAUGUUGGAUGGUUAUUUAUGUUCUCUACGUACUUCCUGCAGAGUUUCGAGUUAUAGAAUUGCUGUCAAGGCCACAAGUGCAUGUAUUGUGCUACUGGAAGAAGUCUCUUCAUAUAUUCUUUGCUCUAUUUAUUGGUUGGUCUUGUGCUUCGCCAAGUGCUUUAUCUCUCUGAGGCAUGUGAGGUUUGAAAUAUAGGUUCUAUUUGUGUUUGUAUGCAUUAUUCUUGUGCUGUACCAUAAUCUCAACUAGGCUUAUCUUCAGUUGUCAAUCCAUACAGAUUAUAGAAUUCAGAGGUAUUGUAAUUUCCGCCAACGAACACAUUCUAUUUUUCUUUUCUUUUUUGUCACAUGUGAAAUUGUAAUGUUUCAGUGGUGGGUAUAUCUUAUUCUUACAGAAAAAAUUGAAUGUUAUGGAAUUGGAUGUUGUGAUUC